CGCAUACAUUGUGAAUUUGCGCAUAAUUUCAAUUACUGCGCAACUUAUGUAAUUAUAUUCACCUUCUGGACGAAAUACACUGACACAUAUUGAUUCUCAUUUGACUGCUUUAUUGGGAACAGUAGUUGGUAGAUAGAUUUGUCAUUACUAUGUCUGAAUUUGAAUUGCCCCUAAAUUGCUCAUUCCAUUUCGUCCGCAUAGUUGUGGUGUUUUGCGCGAUUUAAUUUCCCUUUCAUUCCCAAAUCCUUGCCAUUUCAUUUCUUGCUUCCUUGAAACCUAGAGCAACGGACUUAUUUUCAUUUCAGACGACGUUGGAGAUUAUGGCCGCAGUUGAAGAGGGGGCUCUAUUGAGACCAAGCACUAUUAAUGUAACUUCGGACGUUGGCACUUAUUAUAAAAUCAAGUAUUUAGACAAAGUGAAGAAAAAUUUAAAGGAUAAAGGUGGUGAACAAUUGUUAAAUAGAUUUUUACGGGGUUGUUUUGGACAUUUAUUGGAUUGGAAUCCUGGUCCGAAAUGUGCAAUGGCCGUUCAUCAAGUAGUCUCUCGCCAAAUAAAGUCAAGCCGUGAUGGUCUUUUCUUUUUAUUGAAUAAUACGAGAGUUCAUUUUUCGAAGAGGGGUUAUGCUUUAGUGACUGGUCUUAAUUUUGGUGAUUUUAAUGUAGAUAUGUCGCGUAAUCAUGAUUUGAGUGGAGUGGAAGUGUUUAAUAAAUUUAAUUGUGGUGAGUCUCAUGUGAAACUAUCAACCCUCAUUGAUCUUUUUGAGAAUUUUGAAAUUGAUGAUGAGGAUGGUAGUUUAUACUUGAGGAUUGCCUACAUUAUAGUCCUAUAUGGCAUGCUUGUAGGUUAUGAGACUGAUAAAACAAUUGAGCAUUGGGUUUGGGCAUUGGUAGAUGAUCUUGAUGCAUUUAACCAAUUUCUGUGGGGGGGCGUAUACGUAUAA
This is a messenger RNA of Salvia miltiorrhiza (redroot sage), 941 nucleotides long. RefSeq lists its product as uncharacterized. Bases 321 to 941 code for a protein of 206 amino acids. The transcript has 2 exons. Lineage: Eukaryota; Viridiplantae; Streptophyta; Magnoliopsida; Lamiales; Lamiaceae. The record is from RefSeq and is a predicted model, not a curated record.